Molecule: messenger RNA, 6209 nt
Organism: Musca domestica (house fly)
Lineage: Eukaryota; Metazoa; Arthropoda; Insecta; Diptera; Muscidae
Product: collagen alpha-2(XI) chain
Exons: 11
Coding region: 253-5928 (1891 amino acids)
Molecular function (GO): extracellular matrix structural constituent
Source: RefSeq, a predicted model, not a curated record
UCAAAAGUUUCAGUUCCUGUUUGGCGGCGGUUGGUGACGGUUCGAAAAUUCGGAAAAGAAACUGAAAAAGAAGUGUAAAAAGUUUAAAGAAGUGAAAUAAUAAAAAAGAAAAGUGGUGUGUGAUUGUGGAAAGAAAAGAAAUAUUUGGAAUGUGUUUACAUUCCAACAUGUUUUUUAAUUGAAAACAAUUUUUUGUUGUAAAUAAAUUGGAAUAAAUUAACAAUUGAAAACUCGUGUGUGUGUACAUGACUUAUGGUCUUGACGUCGAAAACAACAACUACAACAAUGAAAGGAGGCACAUCCCGGCCACCGUUGCAACAACACAUCUAUAGAAGAAUGCGACAAAUUGGACUUAUACUCAUCGUACUUAAUGCAAUAUGGAGUCAGCCGGCCUUUGGAGGUGUUGAGGCGAAGCCAGAGAAAUAUGUCGAUCUAAUAAAGGAAUUUGGUUUGCCUGACCUGCCGCCGGGCAUUAAAGCUGUUCCGGGUAUUUGCGGCGAUGAGAAGAACGCCUAUCAGGUGCACAACUCGCCGGCUUACAGCAUUACCAAGGAUGCCAUACUGACCGUGCAAACCUCUAGUGUAUUUCCCGAUGGUUUCCCAUCCGAUUUCUCCAUAGUCUUGGCAUUGCGUAACGAACGAUCGAAUCAAACGAAGGCACCGAUAUUUACGAUUUACUCGGACGAGAGUGAAGAGGUUCUGUCGCUGAGCAUUGGCCCGGAAAUUAAGCUGGGCUAUGAACAAAACGAUGCGGGAUUUAAUCAACAUAACGACAUUAAUUUCGGCAUUGGCAUCGAUGACAAUGAAUGGCAUCGCAUAGGGCUGAGCGUUAAGGGUACUUCGGCGACCCUGAACUUGGAUUGUACGAAACAGGUGACGCGACGCAUUGAACGUUCGCUGGGCAGUACGAUAGCCACGAAUGGUUUGAUUUUGACGGGUGUCCAGAUGAGCAAUGAUGAUGGCUUCUUUAUUGGUGACGUACAAAUGAUGUCGAUUUGGGAUACGCCCCAGGCGGGUUAUGAUUUGUGUACGAAAUAUGUACCGGAAUGUUUGGAGGGUUUUGAUGCCUUUGGAUUGGGAGGUGCGGAAUUGAAUGAAUUUCUGUUGUCGGCUCCGGGUUAUAUUACAUCCUCGAGCUCUAGUAGCAGUUUCUCCUCCGGAGGUGGAGGUAGUAUUGGUGGUGGUGUAUCAGGUGGUGGUAUUGAUGGUGCCCUUAAUGCCUUGGAAGUGGGUGGGGGAAGUCUUCACAUCUCAAGCGUUGGAGGUGGAGCAGGCCUGCAUGGUAUUUCCAGCAAUUCUGGGGGAGGAAGAGUCCAAAUAUCUGGAGGUGGUUCCAUGGGUACAGCCGGCCCUCGAAUUGAGGGUCCAAUAGUUACUGAAAUAAAUCUACAAACUUUUGCCACAAAUGCCGAAGGUCCAGGAGGAGCUACCCAAUUGCAAAUGUCAGGUGCAAACGGGGAAGGCUCGCUGAACUUGGAUUUGGGCUCCCUUAUGAAUUCGGCAGACAAAGAACCAGAACUGAACUCCCAGGAAUUGGAUGCAGAACAGCUACCGGCUAAAAAUGGAACAUCAGCGAAAAAUCCGAAAAAGAAAAAUAAAACGACAAAAAAUUCGAAGGAAUCUGCUGGGGAAAAUAUGUCCGAAAUAUUUGACAUGGGUUUCACCGAUCCAUGGCUGACAAUGAAUUCGAAUGGCUCAGCGGUUGGGAGACCUUACGAAACAGGAGGCCAGCCAUGUUAUCCCGGACCCAGAGGUUAUACUGGUGUGCCCGGACCACCGGGUGAAAGAGGACCCAAAGGGGAAGCCGGUAGGGAUGGCUUGUCCGGUACGGAUGGUAUACAAGGUCCACCGGGUCAUGUUUUUGUGGUGCCGACUCUCAACAAUGGCAAUGAAAAGGGUCCUGACAACCAAGCCGAGCUCCUUAGGCAAAUGAUUUCCCAACACAUGAUGGCUCUGCGCGGUCCUGAAGGUCCCAUGGGUUUGACAGGACCUCCCGGUCCUCCUGGCGCUCCUGGUCCCAGGGGCCAGAAAGGUGAACCCGGUGAUGCUGGCGAACCUAACAUUUAUUUGCGACAGGGUUUGCGGGGUCUACGUGGACCCACAGGUCCUCAGGGGCGAGAGGGCAGACGUGGUCGUUCGGGCCGUGAUGGAGAACGUGGACCUCAAGGUCCCCAAGGCAUAAAGGGAGAAGUUGGGCCAAUGGGUCCCAUGGGUAUACCGGGCGAAAAAGGUCAUCGUGGAUCACCCGGUCAGAGGGGAGAAAAGGGCCAGCAAGGUGUCGAGGGACAUCCUGGAGAGGAUGGACCACCAGGAUUGCCUGGUCUACCAGGUGAAUUGGGGCCCCGUGGCUUCCCCGGACCUCGUGGUUUUCCAGGGCCCACCGGCAAUCCCGGACCCCAAGGCAACGAAGGUCCUGCUGGGCCUAAAGGCAAUACCGGUCCCACCGGCCAACCAGGAGCUCCAGGUCAACAAGGACCAUCAGGUCCACCCGGCUCCCCUGGACCCCAAGGUAAAACUGGCCCCUCAGGUAUACCAGGCCCCAGCGGCAAACCGGGUUUACCAGGCCUACCCGGUGCAGAUGGAUCUCCCGGUGUUCCUGGGCUGCCAGGCCCACCCGGACAUAAAGGUGAUCAAGGGGUACAAGGUCCCCAGGGUCCAGUAGGUUUUCCCGGACCACGAGGCUCCAAAGGUGAUGAAGGACCCCGUGGCCCUCAAGGUGAUAAGGGCGAUACCGGUGAUCGUGGAAUGGAUGGUGAAAAGGGUGAAAUGGGUCCACCUGGUGAGCGGGGACCAGCAGGUUUGGCAGGUGCUCCAGGACCCGAAGGCCCUGAGGGACCAAAAGGUUUUGAAGGUCCGCGUGGAGAAACUGGCCCUCCAGGUCUGCCAGGUGAAAAAGGCAAACAAGGUCCCCAGGGUUUCCAAGGUUAUCCUGGACCAUCGGGUGACAAAGGUGAUAAAGGAGCCACAGGUGCAGCUGGCCCCGUAGGUAUCAAGGGAGAACGUGGUCUCCAAGGUCCCCAGGGUGCCAGAGGUGAAAUGGGACCCAGAGGUUUUAGAGGUUCACGUGGUAGACGAGGCAGUGAUGGCAAUCCAGGGCCCAAGGGUGAUUCCGGUCAACCUGGCCCACCAGGACCCCAGGGAGAAAGAGGUCCACAAGGUGCUGAAGGUCCAAGGGGAUUUAUUGGUAUGCCUGGUAGUCCAGGCGCAGAUGGAAAACCUGGUCCCGCAGGCCCUCCAGGAGAAAGAGGUCAACCGGGUGAACCCGGAAAACCAGGUCCUAUGGGUGAGGCUGGCGUAAUUGGUCCGCGAGGUGCUCCCGGAGAAAUGGGUCCCAUGGGUGAGGCUGGUAUUCCUGGUUUGCCGGGUCAGCCCGGUGAACCUGGUUUGCCUGGCGAAUCCGGAAAGGAAGGACCCGCCGGGCCACCAGGUCCCACCGGCAAUCCUGGACCACAGGGCCCCACAGGCUUGCCUGGUUUCCCGGGAGAGCGAGGACAUCAAGGACAACCCGGUUUGCCUGGCUUGAAGGGUGAACAAGGUGUAAUGGGUCCACCCGGUCUGAGAGGUGACAAAGGUCAAGAUGGUGCCCCUGGGCAAAUGGGUCCCCAGGGACCACCCGGACAUACUGGGGCGCCUGGAAAUCCCGGAGCACCUGGAGCUAAAGGAGAGGUGGGAGAAAAGGGCCCAAUUGGUCCCAUUGGACGGGAUGGAACACCAGGCUUAAGAGGUUUACCAGGACCCCCAGGUCCCACUGGCACACCGGGUGAUGAUGGUGAUAAGGGUGAUGCUGGCAUGCCGGGAGAGAAAGGUCUGAAGGGUAAUCAAGGUGAAACGGGUCCCGCUGGUCCAGCCGGUCCCCAGGGACCAAGAGGAGAACCAGGCACCCCAGGUUCCCCGGGAGAAAAAGGCCCACCAGGUGACCAAGGCCACAGAGGUAUCAAGGGCGAGGAUGGCCAACCGGGUAUUCAAGGAUUGCCAGGAAAACCAGGUCUUCAAGGUUUGCCUGGCCCCGCUGGUCUCAAGGGAGAACGUGGAGAUGAUGGUCUAAUGGGUCCUGUAGGUCCACCUGGACCACCGGGCGAACAAGGCCGAAGAGGGCCCAAGGGUAUCCAUGGUCACCAGGGCAAACCCGGCCCCCGUGGUUCUCCAGGUUUGACGGGUGCGGAUGGUCCGCCUGGCGCUCCUGGUCCCGUUGGUCCCAUGGGCCGGCCAGGCGAGAAAGGUGUUAUUGGUCCCAAGGGAGAAGAGGGAAAAUCCGGUCCAAUAGGAGCACCUGGCAAACCGGGUAUACAAGGCGUUGAGGGUCCAAAGGGUGAAAUGGGCCCCAGAGGUUUCCCAGGAGCAAGAGGAGAGCCAGGUCUUAUUGGCCCCAAAGGUGAUGUGGGUCCCGAAGGUGAAGAUGGCAAACCAGGUGAACCGGGUCCUCCAGGCGAACAAGGUCCCGAGGGUAGAAUGGGUGAGACUGGCCCACCAGGCAAACAAGGCCCCGAGGGUCCUGCCGGUAUGCAAGGCCCCGCCGGUGUACAGGGCGAAAAAGGAGAUAAAGGUGAUUUGGGCCCAGUUGGCCCCAUUGGCAUGUCGGGUCCUCCCGGUCCGGCUGGCUUACAAGGUCCUGCUGGCAAAAGAGGACCACAAGGUCUUGUGGGAGAAACAGGGGCCCCCGGUGCGGUGGGUCCAAUGGGCAAGGAAGGACAAAUUGGUUUGCCAGGACCCACGGGUCCUAAAGGUGAUCGAGGCCGAAGAGGUCCCAAGGGCCAUAGAGGUGAAUUGGGCAUGGCUGGCAUGAAGGGAGAACAAGGUGAAAAGGGCGAUAGAGGUCCAAGGGGACCACAAGGUCCAGAAGGCCUAAAAGGCGAUCCUGGACCAAGAGGUCUAGUUGGCCCCAAGGGCAAUGAUGGUCCUCCUGGCCAGCCUGGCAUGCAUGGUCCCAUGGGACCCAAGGGUGUGGAUGGACGUGCUGGAGAUAGAGGAGAAAUGGGACCACCUGGUCCUCCUGGAGCACCAGGAGCACCGGCAGAGGCUCCAAUGAUUCCCCCUGAAUUGCUGUUCCAAAUGCAGCAGUACUCCAAUACCAAGGCUGAGACGAGACGCCGGCGAGAUGUGGAUAUGGCGGCCUUCGCCGAGGAUGAUGAUGAUUUGAAUGAAUUGAUGGGGGCAGUGCCACAACAGAGAACCCCUGAAGAGCCAAAGAAACUCAAACGUAAAAAGAAGAAGCAAAAGCAGGAUCAGGUCACUGAGGCCAGUGAUAAAAUUGUCGAUAUGUACAAUGCCAUCUAUUCGAUACGCCAGGAGAUGGACAAGAUAAGAAAGCCAACGGGAACUCAGGAGAAUCCAGGGCGUACCUGUAAAGAUUUGCAUUUUGCCCAUCCUCACUUUGAGAACGAUUGGUAUUGGAUCGAUCCAAAUGGUGGCAUGCCGGAUGAUGCCAUCCAUGUUUUUUGUAAUAUGACCAAUAAUGGAGAGACCUGUCUGUAUCCUGAUGUCCAUACAGCGGAAAUGCCUUUGGUGCCAUGGAAAUAUGCUGGCGAUAAACAAUGGUUCUCGAAAAUUCCGGGUGGUUCGAAAAUAACCUAUGAUGGAGUGGGUACGGUACAGUUAACCUUUUUGAAAAUGUCCUAUUCCGAAGCUGUGCAAAAUUUCACCUAUUAUUGUCGAAAUUCGGUGGCAUGGCAUGAUAGGGCGGGAAAUAACUAUGAAAAGUCCCUGACAUUUUUGGGUGACAAUGAAAUGGAAAUUGGCCGGGAGAGUAGGGGCGUAACGGUGCAGGUGGUGAAAGAUGAAUGUGCGAACACCCAUGCCACGGGCUCCACAAUUUUGUUGGUCAACACCAAACGUUUGAAUUAUUUGCCCAUCAAUGAUUUCCUGCCCCUCGACUAUGCCCGAGAGAAUCAAGCCUUUGGUUUCAAGGUCGGGCCGGUGUGCUUCAAGUGAUCUGGAUGUACCAUAUUAGCUAGAUGUGAGAAUCUCUGUAUACCAAAAAAAAAUAUUGAAAUUAGGUUAUCUUAAAAUCUGUCCCACCCAUCUGUCACUGCCAUCUAUAGUGUCAUGUGUUUAUUAUUUCAUUGUUUGUUUAUUAUUUUUUAUUAAAUAAUUAAUUAUUUGAUUUAAGUUCAUAACAUUAAGUUUAGUUCGUAAGCUGAGAGAGUCUUCUAGGUUGUAAGAAUGAAAAAAAAAGAAAUAAUUUAGAUCCAAGAGAUAAAUAAAAAUAUUAA